UCUACAGUAUCUGUAGGCUAUGACUGGUUGGCUCACUAGAGUAGAGGCUGCACAACAAACACGUCAAGAGAAAAUGACUCUUAUUCUCAAACUUACCGGAUGGUUUGAAAUGUGUUAUUACUACUACUUGCAGUUCUUUUUAUAGCAUUUGUUUGCUACUUACUUUACAUAAAACAUGUUCAUCGAAAGUACGAUCAUAUCCCAGGACCACCAAGAGAUAACUUCCUACUUGGACAUUUGCCAACUAUAUUGGCAGAGACCAGAACCCCUGGCCGUCAUAUCAAUCAAAGAUUUUUAGAAUGGACUGACAAGUAUGGCCCUGUUUGCAGAGUGAACAGCCUGCAUAGUGUAUUUUUCAUUGUUUCUUGUCCUGAGGCAACCAAGGAAUUCUUAAUGUCACCGAAGUAUCCCAAAGACCCUUUUGUGUACAAACGCCUUUUCUCCUUAUUUGGUAGAAGAUUCCUUGGAAAUGGCCUGGUGACCGCCAUGAACCAUGAUAUGUGGUACAAGCAGCGCAGAAUCAUGGAUCCUGCAUUUAGUAGUGUAUACUUACGGGGUCUGAUGUCUACGUUCAACGAGAGAGCGGAGCGCCUGAUGACCAAACUGGAUGAGUAUGCUGAGAGCCAGCAGGCUGCACACAUGCACAAGCUUGUCAACUCCUUCACCCUUGAUGUGAUCACAAAGGUUGCUUUUGGAGUUGACUUAGACUUGCUCAACGUCAUGGACUCCAAAUUCCCACAAGCCAUCGAGUUAUGUCUUAAGGGCAUGGUGUAUUACAUCCGAGAUCCAAUCUUUCAGUAUUGGUACAAGAACAGGCAGGUGGUGCGGGAGAUCAGGGAAGCUGCACAGCUUCUCCGUGAUACAGGAGCUGCCUGGAUAAACGAGAGAAGAAGGGCUAUACAGGCUGGAGACGAUGUGCCUAUGGACAUUCUAACACAGAUUCUCAAAUCCGCAGAGGAAAACAAAGAUGAUGAUGAUGAAGAAAUCAUGCUCGACAACUUUGUCACAUUUUUCAUAGCAGGCCAAGAAACAACGGCUAAUCAGCUGUCAUUUGCCAUCAUGGAACUUGGAAGACAUCCUGAGAUACUACAGAGGCUGAAGGAGGAAGUGGAUGAAGUCCUUGGGAUGAAACAGGAAAUCAGCUAUGAGGACCUAGGAAAUCUCACCUAUUUAACCCAGGUGCUGAAAGAGACUCUGAGGUUAUACCCAACUGCUCCUGGCACCUCUCGCUGGCUGGUAGAGGACACGGUCAUUAAUGGCAUUAAGGUCCCAGCAGGAUGUAGUGUUAUAUUAAGUUCGUAUGUGAGUUCAAGGUUGGACAAAUUCUUCAAAGAUCCAGAGAGAUUCGAUCCAGAGAGAUUUAACUUGAAUGCUCCCAAGCCUUAUUUUUGCUACUAUCCCUUUGCUUUGGGUCCACGGUCCUGCCUCGGGCAAAAUUUUUCCCAGAUGGAGGCAAAGGUCGCAUUGGCUAAACUGCUGCAGAGAUUUGACUUCAGCCUGGUGCCCGGGCAGUCUUUUGCCAUCCUGGACACUGGGACACUGCGCCCGGAGGGCGGGGUGAUAUGCACCAUCAAACACUGCGGCAGUGCAUGACCCUCCAAGCCUGGACAAACACUGCGGCAGUGCAUGACCCUCCAAGCCUGGACAAACACUGUCUUGACAGACUGGCAGGCUGUUGUGGAAUUAUUAUAUAUAUAUAUAGAUAGAUAGAUAGAUAGAUACUUUAUUAAUCCCCAAGGGGAAAUUCAAGAUACAUAUAAUUUUAUAUGUAUUCAAGAUAUAUAUAUAAUUUUUAAUAGAUUGACACAUACAAUGAUGUAUUUAAUUAUUGAAAUAUUUAUUAACACAUUGACACAUAAUAUGAAAGCUAGAUUGAUGAUAUGUGUAAUUAAAGAUUUAGAAAUGGAAUAUACAAUGUAAAAUAAAUGUAAUUAAAGAUG
This is a messenger RNA of Alosa alosa (allis shad), 1940 nucleotides long. Its product is annotated as cholesterol 24-hydroxylase-like. The record is from RefSeq and is a predicted model, not a curated record. The transcript has 15 exons. Gene Ontology annotation, biological process: cholesterol catabolic process. The coding region runs from base 394 to 1593 and encodes 399 amino acids. Lineage: Eukaryota; Metazoa; Chordata; Actinopteri; Clupeiformes; Clupeidae. Gene Ontology annotation, molecular function: iron ion binding; cholesterol 24-hydroxylase activity; heme binding.